Molecule: messenger RNA, 3414 nt
Organism: Phaedon cochleariae (mustard beetle)
Lineage: Eukaryota; Metazoa; Arthropoda; Insecta; Coleoptera; Chrysomelidae
Source: the annotation of a GenBank genome assembly
AUGGAGAAUCCUUCUCUGAAAAAUUUGACCGACCCAGACUUUGGAAAACCUCCUAUAAAACAGAAUGAAAUCUUACAAAGACUUGGCGAUCCACACAUCAAAAGUUUCAACUAUAUGUUGGAUAAAGGACUUUCUAAAGCAAUAAAUGACAUGACUCCAAUUGAGUUCACAUUGAAUGACAGAAAAAUUAAGCUGAUGAUUGGGGACUAUUCCUUUGCCAAGCCUGCGGUACCGUUCGGUACCAUUGGAGUAAGAAACAAUGCCAUUUUCCCCACAGAAUGUAGGCAGCGAUCCGCCACUUACAAGGGAAAACUUAUGGUCACUGUCAAUUGGUUUAUAGAUGGUGAGCAACAGCAGUCCUUCCAGAAGGAUUUGGGAGAUGUCCCAAUCAUGGUCAAGUCGGACUGCUGCCAUCUGUCGAAGAUGUCGCCCAAGCAGCUGGUGAAGCACGGCGAACACGAGCAGGAGUGGGGCGGCACCUUCAUCGUCAAGGGUAACGAGAAGCUGGUGCGGAUGCUGUUGAUGACGAGGAGGAAUUACCCGACGGCGAUCAGAAGGUCGGGGUGGAAGCAGCGGGGGGCGCUUUUCUCCGAUUCCGGGGUGUCCAUUCGGUGUGUCAGAGACGAUCAGACGGGAACGACAAAUGUUCUACAUUUCGUAACCGACGGAACUGCAAAGUUGAUGUUCAGUCACACGAAAAUUUUGUACUACACUCCUUUGUGUUUGAUGCUGAAAUGCUUGUGUGACUAUCCGGACCAGUACAUUUACCAGAAACUGAUGCAAGGCUAUGAAGAUGAUAUGUACUUUGCUGAUUCAGUGCGAACCAUGCUGAGAGCCGUCCACGUGGAAAACCUCCACACCUCCGAGGAAUGCAAAGCAUACCUGGGCAAAAUGUUCAGGGUGAAGUUUUAUGAAUGCCCCGAAUGGAGCACCGACAUCGAGAUAGCCGAUUUCAUAUUGAAGAAGUGCAUCCUCAUCCAUCUCGAUUCCAACGAGGACAAGUUCAACAUGCUCGUCUUCAUGGCCCAGAAGCUGUUUCGGUUUGCGCAGGACAAGUGCAAAAUCGAGGGGGCCGACGCUGUGAUGAUGCAGGAGGUACUGCUAGGCGGACACCUGUAUCUCCAACUGAUUAAAGAGAAGCUCAGCUCUUGGCUGAACGGCCUGAAAAUCAACAUCUUCAAGCACGCGAAAGCGUCCAACUUCAGUCUGGGCCUCAACGAGAUCAUAAAAGCGGCAAAAAGCAGCGGAGGUCUAGAACGACAAUUGGAACUGUUCCUAGCCACGGGGAAUUUGAACAGUCCCUCUGGUUUGGGCCUCAUGCAAGAUAAGGGCCUGGUGAUAAUGGCGGAGAACAUCAACCGGAUGCGGUACAUGUCGCACUUCAGGGCCGUCCACCGCGGCGCCUUCUUCCAGGAGAUGCGCACGACGGAGGCGCGUCAGCUGCUGCCCGACGCGUGGGGCUUCAUCUGCCCCGCCCACACGCCAGACGGCGCCCCCUGCGGCCUGCUCAACCACCUCGCGAUGGAUUGCGUCGUGGUGGACGCCCCCGACGAAGAUAAGGUGAAGAACGUGCCACUCGUGCUGACCGAGCUGGGGAUGAUUCCGCUCAAGUAUGCCGAAACGCUCGACCUGAAGUCGAGCUACGUUAUCCAAUUGGACGGCCGGAUCAUCGGUUACGUGGAUAGCGGGAAUGCUGCGAGAUUGGCGGAUAAACUCCGGCUUUUCAAGAUAAAAGGAAAGGUAAUUCCGGACACGCUGGAAAUAGUGUUGGUGCCGCUGAAGAAGACCGUCUCCCAAUAUCCGGGCCUCUUCCUGUUCUCCGGGCCGGCUAGGAUGAUGAGACCGCUGAUGAAUUUGUUGGCGAACAGCAUAGAACUGGUGGGCACGUUCGAACAGGUUUACCUGGACGUUUGUGUGUCGCCGGAGGAGGCCUACAAAGGGGUGACGACCCACAUGGAACUGUCGAAAACGGCGUUUCUCUCCAACCUCGCGCAACUCAUCCCGAUGCCAGAUUGCAACCAAUCGCCGCGCAACAUGUACCAGUGCCAGAUGGGCAAGCAGACGAUGGGCACGCCUUGUCAUACGUGGGAUCUACAGUCCGAGACGAAACUGUACCGGCUGCAGACGCCUGGCGCGCCACUCUUCCGGCCUGUGCACCACGACAGAAUCGGGUUGGACGAUUUCGCGAUGGGGACGAAUGCCAUCGUGGCCGUCAUCAGUUACACUGGCUAUGACAUGGAAGACGCGAUGAUAAUCAACAAAGCCUCUGAAGAACGCGGUUUGGCUCACGGUUCCAUCUACAAAUCGGAGUUCGUGCAACUCGAACACUCCGCCUCGUACUUCUCCAGGGACAAGGAGGGCAAAAACCUGGCCGAAUUCCUGGACGAGGACGGCUUGCCGUACCUCGGUAGGAGGAUGGUCGACGGGGAACCGCACUAUUGCUACUUCGAUACGGAUAAGGCGACUUACGUUACCAAGACUUUCAGGGGCAAGGAGGAGUGCUUUUUGCACAGCGUGAAACUUUGCGGCAACAUGGGGGUGAAGGAUCCACCGCAAGUGGCGUGUCUGACAUACAGGAUACCUCGUAAUCCGAGCGUAGGUGACAAAUUCGCUAGUCGAGCAGGUCAAAAGGGCAUCUGCUCUCAAAAAUGGCCCACGGAAGAUUUGCCCUUCACAGAAACAGGUUUGGUGCCCGAUAUCGUGUUCAAUCCUCACGGGUUCCCUUCGCGCAUGACCAUCGCCAUGAUGAUCGAAAUUAUGGCGGGAAAAUCGGCUGCUCUACAUGGUCGUGUCCAUGAUGCGACGCCAUUCAGGUUCACUGAAGAAGAUACGGCCAUCGACUACUUCGGAAGGUUAUUGGAGGAAGGGGGCUACAAUUACUAUGGAACCGAGACGAUGUAUUCCGGUAUCGAUGGAAGAGAGAUGAAUGCUCAAAUUUUCUUCGGGGUCGUGCAUUACCAAAGGUUGAGACACAUGGUAUCCGAUAAAUGGCAGGUGAGGUCGACCGGUCCCAUAAACAUAUUGACGAGGCAGCCAUUACAAGGAAGGAAACGAGGUGGUGGCGUUAGAUUCGGGGAGAUGGAACGCGACGCCCUGAUCAGUCACGGGGCAUCUUUUUUGCUACAAGACAGGCUGUUCCAUAAUUCCGAUAAAACUACGAUAUCCUCCGUGCCUCAGAAUGGACCCAAUCAGCCCCACCAGCCCCGCUGCCUCGCUCAAAGACGAGAAGCCGCCCAAGUCGCCCUCGCGACCCUUCCGCUUGCGCUUCCAUCGCAUGCUCAGCACGGGCAGCCUGAAGGCAGGCGGCGGGUCGGCCUCCUGCUCGCCCAGCCCUUCGUCGGGCGGCCUGCAGGGCGGCAAGCACUACAGCUUCGACGCGGAGUCGGUGAACAUGAUGCGCGACAACGCCGAAUG